Branchiostoma floridae (Florida lancelet) is the source of this 3580-nucleotide messenger RNA. RefSeq lists its product as uncharacterized. The record is from RefSeq and is a predicted model, not a curated record. Lineage: Eukaryota; Metazoa; Chordata; Leptocardii; Amphioxiformes; Branchiostomatidae. Gene Ontology annotation, cellular component: SCF ubiquitin ligase complex. The transcript has 4 exons. Gene Ontology annotation, biological process: SCF-dependent proteasomal ubiquitin-dependent protein catabolic process. The coding region runs from base 142 to 1686 and encodes 514 amino acids.
GAAAAUUUUGACAAUAUCCGAGUAAUCGGGGGUCUUUGGGGUCAUGACGUGUCAGUGACCCACGAUUGGGGUCAAACUUAAGAUUUUGCAACACCACGCGAAGUUUCUGCAAUCAACGUUGAUAUCGAGAGGCAUUCGAGGAUGCCUUUAUUGAAGUCGCCACCGACCCUUCAAACAUCGUGCCUGGAGGUGGUGUGUAGGCAGCCCCAGGAGGAGUGGAACAGACCACACAUCACCACAUGGCUUCCUAAGAUCACCAGCAACACAGGCCAGCCAUACAACAUCAGUGCAAACUUGUACCAGGCUUUGUUUGAUCAUCUGGUCCAGUCGGAGCGGCUGCAGCCCUGGCACCUGGAGUAUGUGGCACAUGAGAGUCUGAAGAAUCUGCGCUUUGAGAAUUGUAAGAACAUCCUUGACAACGACACUGCCCUGCUCAUCUCUAUGAGAUGCCCUAACUUGCAAGAUGUCUUCCUCAACUCAUGCACACAGAUGCCACUCUUGGCUGUUAGCUUUUUGACGUGUAGUUUCCCCCAGUUGAGGAUUCUUGACAUCACCAGUACCAAGGCAGACGACCAGGCCAUGGCCAUGAUGGCAAAUGAAUGCCCAGAGCUCCAAAAGCUAGACAUGUCAUCGACCAACGUGACAGACAUCGGCUUGUUUGAGUUAUGCGGUCUGAGGGAAUCAGGGAAGGGGUGCAAGAAAAUCAACCGUCUCAUGAUACACAACAUUCAAGUCACACUGUUUGGACUGUCCUAUGUGAUAAAGGCUUUAAAACAGCUGGUACAGCUUGGCACCGACCUGAACACUGGUCUAGUGCUGUACGGCAUUUAUCACGACUAUCUUCUGUAUGACCUUCCCUUGAGCCCUCUCAAGCUCGACAACGUCAGCUUUUCUUCUCAAUUGCUGGACUCCUUGCCGGUGCCUGCUUCAUACAUCCAGGCACUGAAGCUGUGCCCCAACCUGACCAUACUCACACUACGCUCAGCUAUGCUGGAAAAUGUAGACGAAGAGAUUGUGCAGAGUCUUUCCCUGCUGGGUCACUUGGAGGUUGAGGAGGAAGAGUACAGACAGCUCACGUUUCAGACGGAGGUUGUUCCCUUCCUGAGCAAGGUGGGUGCGAAAUUGCAAACGCUCACAUUCACGGGCUUCUCAGAUGUGGACUUGCUUGCUGUCUCAGUCCACUGUCCUAAUGUGAUAGACAUAACACUAGAGAAUGUGCAAGGUUUUGCCGAACAGCCGGCCCAGCAGUUAAAGGACUCUGCGUUCGAAGAUCUUGACUCACUCAUCAUCAUGAUUAACGAUGAAGUGCCACAAGAGCCCGUCAAAUACCAGCUGGAGCGAGUGCUGAAAAAUUCGCCCAAGUUGACAUUGCUCCACCUGUGGGGUGUGGACUGCUUCACGGAUGACUUCAUGACCAACAUAAUGAAGUACAACAAGUUUGAGUCUCUCCGUAGCUUGCGUCUGAUCGAGUGUCAUGGUGUUUCACGGAAAACCAUCGAGGCUUUGAUGGACACAGCAGAUUACUUCUGUGAGGUGAUCGUGGACACGUGUGACAAACUGAAGAAGUCAGACCUGGAGGACAUAAAGAAGCUUGCGGCCACUAAGAACCUUUCCUUCUCUGUUAUACAAAGCUGGGGGAGGCCGAUGGAGACAAACAAUGGAGAAGCACAGUGGGCAGCAAUGUAAGCUGGCUUGAUAAAAAGUGAUGUUUCAGAUUAAAGUUUUGCAGUGUUUCUGAGGAAAAUGUUUAACUGAAAUCACUUUGAGUUCUUAAAAAUCCAUGUACAUGACAUUGUACAAACAUACAGUAACUUCUUAUGGUGCAUCAAUAUAAAUAAGCCAUGCACAGUCAAUCUUUUGGUUUCAGUUCUUGUGUAUUUCAAAGAGUUUUGAUGAGUAUCCAAAGCAUUUUUGAGAAAUAUGAGAGUACGCAAAUGUUAAACAUUACAAGCAGAAAUUCAAGAAGUGGAAAAUGCAUUAUAUUUUUUUUUUACAAAAAGGGAACAAAAAAUAACAUUGGCUAUUGUAAUCCACUUUGAACUUCUCUUCAGCUAGUAUCAUCACAUGUCAGGUGCUUGGUCUUGAUUUCGUAUUUCAGCUGUUUUCAUCGCAUUUUACUAAUGGUAGUGAAUUUAGAAUUUUGUUUUAAUACACUUUAAUUGGAAUCAUUCCAGCAUUCUCUUUUAUUUAUUUAUCUUUGUCUUCCUAACACUAGAAAUACCCACAAAGGUCCAACGACUGAUAGCACAUGUAUCAUGAUAUAAUCAUUGCUAUGUUGAAUUAGUUGCUGUCAUAUUGAGGUUGUUAGGUUGAAGAUGUUAAAAUAAUAUUAUGACAAUAACAUUACAAACAUGCAAUAGAGCAUGAUCAUGAUCAUGGUUAUUAUGAUGAUUUACAUGAUGAUUAUUAUGAUCCUAUGCUAAGUCAAAUAAAGGGCUCACAUAAAUCCAAGGUAAUUUGUUUUAUAUUUGAUAGAGGUAGAAGAGAUACCAGUAAGUACAUCAUUGCCUGUGAAAAACUAUAAUGGCUCUACUGUAUACAUAAGUUUAUGGCUGCAUACCUACAUGUACAUGUAACAUCAGAUACAGGUACCAGUACAGAGGUUUAGGUACCUGUCCAUCCCUGUCCCUCAGUACAUGAAAAAACUUCCUGCAUGAAAGAGCAGUUGCGAAUUAGAUUCGCUGUCCCUGGGUGUCACUUUGGUUUCGUUUAGCAUGAAGCCAUGGGGGUAGGAGAUGAAAGCUAAUGAUAAAAACAUUUCAAUUUUAAAGACAGCUCUCAUUCAAAGUUUCAGCACUGCAGUUAUGUCUUUUCCAGUGCUAAAUUUUCAUCUUUGUGGUAAGAUUUACACAUCUUCAGUCACAAAGUCAGCAUAUACUAUGUAUGAAUUUUUGUCACUACAGUACCGGUAUUUUAUGAUCUGGUAUAUCAGACCUGUACCGAAUCAAUUCUCACAGUACAGUACUGCCAUGCAGCCGUAAUUGUGCACAUUCGUGAGAUUGUAUGUCGUGAAGUCAAGAGUGAAACUCAUAUUCAGGAUAAAAAGAGGUUAUUACAACACAAAAAUGUAUUGUUUUUUCAUUGCUAAUGGUCCUGCUGUUGACAGAAGUCUGGAUCUAUCAUAGCAUCUUUCAAAGCUCUUAUAGAACAAGUUAAUUCAUGCUGCACUGCUCCAACAAACUACUUAUCUUCGGUUCUGGUGGUGUUUAGAUUUACUCACUGCCAAGCCAUGAAACUUUUCGGCAGAUGAUACAGUAUUCCAAUAGUAUAAGUAGUCCAGGGCUUCUUGUGGAGAGGGAACAAUGACUAUGCCGCCUUCUACCCUGGGGAGCAGAUCCUAGAAUUCUGCUUGACUGGGGAUGCCACUACAUCACAACAGUCUUCAACUAUGACUUUUCUGACAGUGAUUUUACCGCUCAUGGUACCUUAAAAUGCCCCAUCUUAACUUAAAAUUCUCUCAAAUUCUACAGCAGUAAUAAAGGGGUGAACUUUCCAUUUCACACUAUCCCCCUCCACACACACUUGGUACCUUCGCUUCCUUGCUAUGCUCAUGUUAUCAUUUCCAAAAAAAAAAAAAAAC